This is a messenger RNA of Lingula anatina, 537 nucleotides long. RefSeq names its product acid-sensing ion channel 2. Gene Ontology annotation, molecular function: ligand-gated sodium channel activity. Lineage: Eukaryota; Metazoa; Brachiopoda; Lingulata; Lingulida; Lingulidae. Gene Ontology annotation, biological process: sodium ion transmembrane transport. The record is from RefSeq and is a predicted model, not a curated record. Gene Ontology annotation, cellular component: plasma membrane.
AUGGAAGUCACAUAUGAGAAUAGUCUGAUGUUCCCAGCGGUAACAAUUUGUAAUAAUAACUGGUUCCGGAAGGAAAGUUUGAAUAGCAGCGGGACUCUUGAUUUUGGGCUCUCAUUAUCAUCAUCUGCGUCUGCCGUCGUUAAUGGCAGUGGGUACAACUUGACAGAAUUCUUCAUGACGCAUGGCCAUCAGCUGGACAAGAACUUUGAUUUGCCCUGGGCUUGUGAUUGGAAAUACACAGAGUGUUCCUCCGCCAAUUUUACCAGGAGAAUAACUGACAUGGGAUUGUGUUAUACGUUCAACGAUGGUGGAAAUUUGCAUGCCACAUUCCCUGGCGAAGACUAUGGCCUAAGACUUAUACUAUAUACAGAGCAGGAUAAGUACCUUGCCAGGACACGCAAAGCAGGGUUUACGGUUCUGCUUCACCAGCCUAUAGACACCCCACACAUGGCUAAUGGGUUUCAUGUGGCACCGGGAGAAGUGACUUCCGUGGCAAUCUCGUUGAUAGAGGUAGAAAGUUUACAUAUAUUCCAAUGA